CGCACGGCUUCCUUCCUUCUUUCCUUCUUUCCUCCGUCCCUUCCUUUCCUUGGCAGAUCGACUCAGAAUCUCCAAUGGAGUCCCUGAGUCUAUAUAUAGGUGCCGUCUCCCUCUGAGACCAACUCGCAAACCUACCGCCGGAGCAAACACACGAAACCCCAACCCAAAGAGAUCGUUCGAACGAGCGAGCGAGAGAGAGAUUUGUUAAGAAGCCCAAGGACAACAGCCAUGGGCAAGAUCAAGAUGCCGUCCCUCUUCCGCCGCCGGAGCCGCUCCAAGUCGCCGCCGUCGCAGCGGCAGCUGGAGGAGGAGGGGCUGGGGCAGGACCAGCAGCAGCAGUGCGGCGACGGGUCUUCUUCCCCGGCGCGGACGCCGGAGGAGGAGAUGGAGCGGGUGUUCCGCAAGUUCGACGCGAACGGCGACGGGCGGAUCUCGCGGCCGGAGCUGGCGGCGCUGUUCGAGAGCCUGGGCCACGCGGCCACGGACGACGAGCUGGCCCGCAUGAUGGCGGAGGCGGACGCCGACGGUGACGGCUUCAUCAGCCUCGCCGAGUUCGCCGCCCUCAACGCCGCCGCCGCGCCCGGGGACGCCGAGGAGGACCUCCGCCUCGCCUUCGGCGUCUUCGACGCCGACGGCAGCGGCGCCAUCUCCGCCGCCGAGCUUGCCCGCGUCCUACACGGCCUCGGCGAGAAGGCCACCGUCCAGCAGUGCCGCCGCAUGAUCGAGGGCGUCGACAAGAACGGCGACGGACUCAUCUCCUUCGAAGAGUUCAAGGUCAUGAUGGACGGAGGCGGCGGGUUCGCCAAGAUCGCGUAACCGAAUUAAUUUCUCCAACGGUUUUUUUGUUUCCUCUAAUAUCCCCCCCCCCCCCCCCCUCUCCUCACCUAAUCCGAGCGCGUGGAAAAUUAAGUGUAUAUAAGAUGGGAUUAAGAAGAUCGUUUGUAGGCGCUAGAUUCGAUUCUACUACUAAUAAUCGCAAAAUCGCGAGAAUUGUUAUGCGAACAUCAUCAGUUUUCGGAAAAUUUGAGGCUGGAAAUCAGCGGUUCAAGGUUAAUGUGACACUUUGCAUUGUUCUGAUC
This is a messenger RNA of Brachypodium distachyon (stiff brome), 1079 nucleotides long. Its product is annotated as probable calcium-binding protein CML10. The record is from RefSeq and is a predicted model, not a curated record. The coding region runs from base 229 to 816 and encodes 195 amino acids. The transcript has a single exon. Gene Ontology annotation, molecular function: calcium ion binding; enzyme regulator activity. NCBI's taxonomy places the organism in Eukaryota, Viridiplantae, Streptophyta, Magnoliopsida, Poales, Poaceae.